UGUUUUGACAAUACUGCUUUCAUAUGUUUUUCGUUUAACUUUCCGGAUAUGACUAGUCAACUUGAUAGAAUGCUCGGACAGUUACAACAAGAAGAAGAAUUGAAUGCGGGUUUUGCACGUGAUGAAAAGUUUGAUAUCCUAAGACGCAAAAAAUCGAGUGGAAAUGUCAAAGGUUUAAGAACAUAUGCAUCUAAUGAACGCAUGCAAGAAUGUUCAAAGUUUGGUUCAAACUUAAAACAGAAACGACCUACUGACUCUCCAGCGCUUCUUAGUAGAUCACCACCACCAAACUAUAACCUAAAAUCGGUUACACCUAUACAUAAUGGAAAAUUCAACCCGGCAGCAUCAACCUUUCCACAUGUAGAGACUUCUUUAAAUGGAUCUGAUGUUAAUAUUUCAAAAUCGAUUCGUCACAAACCUUCAAUAAAGAAUAUGUUUGGCGCAAGUAGUGAGAGUGAUAGUGAUACCACAGAAGUAACUUCAUCCGAUGGUAGUGAUAAUGAUGAUGAUAGUGGGAGUGAUGGCACUCCUUACGUUCUUAAAAGAUCCAAGACUCUAAGAAUAUUACCUAAUUCAAAACCAACUUCCAAUGAAGCUAAACUAUUAUCACCUCCGGUUUUAUCGCCAACAUCUGCUACUUCUUUCGGUUUUCCUCGGAAUCCGACAAAUAAACUUCAUCGUACUCUAACGACCACUCAUGGUCAAUCUCAGGAGUUUAUUGAUAAAGAAAGAAGAAAUGGUUUGCGUGACAGAAACGAUGAUGAAUUAAAGUAUAGACAAAAAGAUACUAAAUAUAGAGAAACUAGUGAAAUUUCUAGAGAUGGUCAUUAUAGAUCUUCAAGAAAUAGAGAAAGAGAGCCUGUCGAAAGAAUUCGUAGGCAUUCUAAAUCUAGAGAAAGGUCUGGCAGAACUGAAGAGAGGCAUCAAGUGAAAUCACGAGCAAGGGAACAUGUUGACAGAGAUAGGAGAGAUCCGAGAUUACGGGAAAAGGAUGCAGAAGAGCUAGGGUGGACUAUGAUAGCUAGAAAUGGUGAAGAUUAUGGGCACGCCAAAUCAAAAACUCGUGAAGUUGAUGAGCGUGGACGAGCUAAAUCAAGCACUCGUGAAGUUGAUGAACGUGGACGAGCUAAAUCAAGAACUCGUGAAGUUGAUGAGCCUAAAUCAAAAACUCGUGAAGUUGAUGAACGUGGACGAGCAAAAUCGAGAACUCGCGAAGCGGAAGAACGUGAGCGAGCUAAAUCAAGGGCACGCGAAGCAGAAGAACGUGGACGGGCUAAAUCGAGAACUCGUGAAACCGAUGAACGUGGACGAGCAAAAUCAAAACCACGUGAAACAGAAGAACGCGAACGUGCUAAAUCAAAAAACCGCGAAACUGAUGAACGUGGUCGGGCAAAGUCAAAGACUCGUGAAACUGAUGAACGUGGACGAGCAAAAUCGAGGACUCGUGAAACUGAUGAACGUGGACGAGCAAAAUCAAGGACUCGUGAAACAGAUGAACAUGGACGAGCAAAAUCAAGAACACGAGAACAAGAAGAUAGAGAAAGGGCUGAAAAAGCCACACGUGAUAAAGAGUAUGAGAUAUUAUUAAUGGAAAAGGAAAAGUAUACACUUCGACGUGAAAAGACUAAACAUGAGACUCAUCAUGAAAAAGAUGACACUCCUAUAUCUGAAGUAAUGAUUUAUAUUGAGGAAGCUCGUCAAUAUAGGGAAAUGUCAUUAACAGUCAACACGACGGCUCUGGAUGUUUUAACUCACUUUCGUAGUGACGAUACAAUCUCAGAUGCUGAUGCUUGGACUUUAUUCGAAGUAAUAAACGAUUUAGGAUUGGAACGUCCAUUGAGGGACUGGGAAUUUGUUGCCAAAGUUACUGGAUCUUGGGAAUUAGAUAAGGAUAAUUCACUAGUUUUAAAAAAAUAUGCAUACAGGAGUCCACUAACAUUACAGGGUUUCAAUAAUACAGUACCAACAAUGGUUGGUUUUUUACACCUUGAGAUCAAGAAAAAUAAAUGGCAAAAACGUUACUUUCAAAUAAAAGAUGGUUCAAUUUAUCAUAGUAAAGACGCAAAGGGAACAAAUGAAAUGUUUCUUUGUUCAAUGGUAUCAUUUGAUGUGUAUACUUGCACACAUAUGACGACCAAAAAAUAUCAAACAAAGUUCGCUUUUGCACUAAAAUCUCAAGAUAAGAUUACAAUGUUUUUAAAUCCAGAGAAUGAUUACAUUCGUUUCUUAUGUGCGGAUGACUUGGAUCUAAUGAAUAAUUGGAUUUUAAGCAUUAGAACAGCCAGAAACAAUGUAAUGCGUCGAGAAAGACCUGAAUUGUUUGUUGGGAUACCUUCCAAAAAUGAAAAAGUAUCUUCACCGAUUAAUCUUGACAUUCCGUUAACUAAUGCAUUACCGGCAGCAGUUUCCGAGACAACCUCAUUAAUGAGUGAGAUUACAUUUGAAUUGGCAACUUUUGGCGGAUCUGCUUUAACAAAGAAUCCAUUAGCAUCUCCUCAAGUAACAACAGUUACAAAGGACACGACAGGAACAACUGCACAGAAUACGACACAGAAUACAGCACAACCUACCACUAAUCAAUGGGAUACUUUGCGUCGUCAUGUGCGUAGUUCUUCGGGAAAAUUUGUAGAAUUCACACCCAGUCGCCCUCCAAUUACUCCUCAACUAAAUACCAAAGAACUUAAGAAAAAUGAAUCAUUUAAUGCAUCAAAUCCACUUUCACCAUCUACUGAGGAAUCAAGAAAGAAUCAAUCUUCUGGGCCGUUUAAAGGUGGUUCCUUGUUAGAUUAUGAUGAAAAAAAUCCACCACUUAAACCCGUAGAAGUAGAAACUGUUACAUUUGCAAAAGGUUCAUUAUUAGCAUCAAAUGGCUCUUUAUUUGAACAAGCAAAAGAACGAGAAAAAACUCGUCGAGGAGUUGGUACUAUCAAAGAUCUGAAUGGAAAUAACACAUUUAAUACUGUAAAAUUCCAAAAGGGAUCUUUAUUAAGUAAAAGUCCACCUGAAACCAACCAACCAAUUCUACCACCUACAGGUCAUUUAAUACAAAUCGAGGAAGGAACAGGUAGAGAUCCCACUUCAGGGAUAGUUGGCGCAAGAAUCGCACCACCUCCAGGAAGAAGGGCACCACCCUCUGUAAUUGCCAUGUCCGGGGUAAAUAGACCAACUGGUCCUGAAUUGUCCAUUUGUGGUAUCAUUACGGGUAAUGGUGGUGGUGCAUUAGCAAUUGCAAAGGAAAAUAUAAAGAUGGACCAAACAAGUAUAAACGAAGGGUCAUAUGUGUGGGAAGUUAUUUCUCCGUUAUUGAAUAUUGCAAUGAGUGAAUUACCAGUAAAUUUAAAUAUAAGGGGUGUUUGGGGUGAAGAAGCGAGUGAAGCUAGUGCUCAACGAAAGGGCUCAUAUAGAUGUGCACGAAAGCCAAAUUAUAUGGUAAUCGUGCAAAUAGAAAAAAAGAGGGUGGAAAUUGGGUAUAUUGAAACAGACAGUCCAGAUUCCUUCUUCGAUAAACAAUUAAUCAGUUUUCAAAAGAUUCUAUUGAUGAAACGAGAAUGGCUAAGAACGAAAGGGUUUGGCAAUGAAGGAAAUGCUAUCUAUUUUUUCGAUUAA
Cetraspora pellucida is the source of this 3606-nucleotide messenger RNA. The record is from the annotation of a GenBank genome assembly. NCBI's taxonomy places the organism in Eukaryota, Fungi, Glomeromycota, Glomeromycetes, Diversisporales, Gigasporaceae.